Solanum pennellii is the source of this 2898-nucleotide messenger RNA. Its product is annotated as putative late blight resistance protein homolog R1A-10. NCBI's taxonomy places the organism in Eukaryota, Viridiplantae, Streptophyta, Magnoliopsida, Solanales, Solanaceae. Bases 43 to 2709 code for a protein of 888 amino acids. The transcript has 2 exons. The record is from RefSeq and is a predicted model, not a curated record. Gene Ontology annotation, biological process: defense response to other organism. Gene Ontology annotation, molecular function: ADP binding.
CCAAAAAGUAUUUUUGUUUUAAUUUCUCUCCAUAUUGACUUGAUGGCAGCUUAUACCGCUGUAAUUUCUCUUCUUCAAACUCUUGAUCAACCAAAUAUUUCAGAACUCUUUCAUGAUCACACUACUGAAAUGCUCGAUUCUCUUCGUGCUACAGCUGAAUAUUUUCAAGAUGUUCUUGAAAACAGUAGCAAUGAGAAAAUCAAAUCUUUGGAGGAAGAUAUUAGAGUUGUUGUUAGCGAGGCAGAGGAUGUUGUUGAAAUGAAGAUUUCUAAAGUCAUCGAAGAAUUAAGCUGGACAUUUGGAAUUUUACAACACCAGGAUAUGCUACCAGUUGUUGAAAAAAUGGAUACGACAAAGAAACAAGUGAUGGAGAUUCUUUCUCAUGAUGCUGAUCAAAUUCUUGAAACAAGUGAUGGAGAUUCCUUGAUUGGUGCUUCUUCUAUGAGUGAUCCAAUGCUGUCAGAUCAGUUGAAAGAUGAUAUCGUGCAGGGACUUGAUGGUGACUUGAAGAUAAUAGAUAAACGAUUGAGAGGACCAACGUCGGAUCUAGACAUUGUCACCAUAUCAGGUAUGGGUGGCAUUGGCAAAACAACACUCGCUAAAAAAGCUUAUGAUCAUCUUCCAAUCAGGUAUCACUUUGACAUUUUUGUUUGGGUUACAAUAUCUCAAGAAUUUCGAUAUAGAAAUGUAUUGUUAGAAGCUUUACAUUGCAUUUCAAAGAAAAAUGCAAAACAUUAUGAUAAGAUGGAAGACAAUGAGUUAGCUGACCUGGUGCAAAAGAACCUAAAGGGUCCAAGAUACCUUAUUGUUGUUGAUGAUAUUUGGAGUAGGGAUGUUUGGGAUAGCAUAUCACAAAUAUUUCCUAACCGCAACAAUGGGAGUCGAGUCUUAUUGACUACUAGGGAAACUGAUGUAGCAAUGUAUGCAGAUACUUGUAGCCCUCAUAAGAUGAACCUCUUAAAUUUAGAUAGCAGUUGGAAGUUACUUCGUGAUAAGGUGUUUGGACUAGAACACGAUCAUCCUCCCGAGUUGGAUGAAAUUGGAAAAACAAUAGCAGGAAAAUGUCAAGGACUUCCCUUAAUAAUUUCAGUGAUUGCAGGGCAUCUUUCUAAAACGGUGCCCAAGACAUUAUUAAAUUGGAAGUAUGUUGCCCAAACCUUGAGUGAAAUCAUUGCUAGUAAUCCAAAUAAAUGUUUAGCCGUUCUCGGUUUGAGUUACCAUCACUUGCCUAAUAGACUCAAACCAUGCUUUCUUUCAAUGGGGGAUUUCCCAGAAGAUUUUCAAGUUGAUACUCGGAGAUUGAUCCAAUUAUGGAUCGCAGAAGGUUUCAUAAGGAAGUCUUCCGGAUGUCGUGAAAGCUUGGAGGAAGUGGCUGAACAUUGUCUGGAGGAUCUUAUCAGCAGGAAUUUGAUAAUGGCUAGAAAAAGGAGAUUCAAUGGUGAGGUAAAAGUAUGCGGAAUACAUGAUGUUCUGCGUGAGUUCUGUUUGUUAGAAGCUGAAAUGACAAAGUUUACACAUGUUGUGAGAGCUCCUUUUUCACCAGCAAAAAAGCAUAAUGUUCGUCGCUUCAGUAUUCAAGAGUGUCAUUAUGCUAUUAAGAAAUUACCCCCUGUUACCAGAUCUAUGUACUGUUUUUAUCCACUUCAUCUACUAUUUGAAUCCCGUACUGCAAGUCCUUGGAAAUUGCCCAUCAUCCAUUAUGAUCCUAUAACACUUGGAUUUCUCUCUCGUUUCAACCUUCUCAGGGUAUUGGUCAUCAUCCAUGAUGAAUUGCGAGGGUGGUUCGACUCAUUUCCACUUGUGAUUACAAAGUUAUUUCAUUUGAGAUAUCUCCAUGUUGAACCUUUAAGCAGGAAUAUUCCUGAAUCAAUCUCAGAGCUUCUGAAUUUGCAAACUCUUAUUUCUAGCUGUAGUCCUCUACUCGGAAUGAAGUUACCUAGCAAGAUAUGGUUGAUGAAGAACUUGAAGUACAUAUCUUUAGGGAGAAACACUUAUUUACCAAGUCCUAGAAUAAAUAAGAAUCUUGUGACAGUGAUGCCAAAUCUAGAGAAAUUUUUCGGUCUUUGUUACACAAGUUGUACAAAUGAAGUCUUUUCUAGCAUUCCCAAUCUAAAGAUAUUGACCAUUCAUGUAGCUUUUACAUUUAAAGAAGCAAUUGUUCCCUAUCGUCUCUUGGAUAUGUCGAGCUUGAGAAAACUUGAGGCAUUCAAGCUUUCCUGGAACAAGAAUUGGGAAAACCCCAUCAAGAGAUUUGUGUUUCCAACAUUACUUAGGAGGUUGACUUUAACUUUUUGUAGUAAGUUCAUUUGGGAAGAGAUAUCAUCAACUUUUAUCAUGUUGCCAAAUCUUGAAAAGCUCAAACUUAAAUAUUGUGGAGCCGAUGAUGAUGCAUGGAUAAUGAGCGAUAAAGACAUAUUCAAAAGCUUGAAGUUGUUGUUACUGAGCGAGCUAAAUCUUAAGCGUUGGGAAGCUAGCAGUGAUAACUUCCCUAAUCUAAAACGCCUUGUUCUGAAGAAAUGUGAGGACCUGCAAGAAAUUCCAACAGAUUUUGGGGAAAUUUGUACUUUGGAAUCGAUUGAGUUACAUGAUUGCAGCGCUACUUCUGAGGAUUCUGCCAGAAAUAUCGAACAAGAACAAGAGGACAUGGGAAAUAAUAUCCUUAAGGUCUACAUCCAUAACAGCCACAUUGAGGAAUGGAAGCUUAUUUGAGGGAUCAUCUAAUGCUAUCUUCCUAAUUCAGAACCUUUCUGUUCAUAUUUUGUUUUUAUAUUCUGAUCGUUUGUUAAAUUGAUGUUUUAGGAAUAAAUACGAUUAAUACAUGUCUCAGCCAAUUGUGUUUUUGUAUUUUGUAAACGGUAACUUUUGAUGUACUGUAAUAUUCAUGCAAUACAAGAACCA